Drosophila subobscura is the source of this 2396-nucleotide messenger RNA. Its product is annotated as nose resistant to fluoxetine protein 6. The record is from RefSeq and is a predicted model, not a curated record. The transcript is spliced from 6 exons. Gene Ontology annotation, molecular function: acyltransferase activity, transferring groups other than amino-acyl groups. The coding region runs from base 104 to 2359 and encodes 751 amino acids. Lineage: Eukaryota; Metazoa; Arthropoda; Insecta; Diptera; Drosophilidae.
AAUCCAUCCUUCCGCACCGCAACGCAGCGCGCUCGCGUCAAGUCGAGUCGUACGAGCAGAGCCCGCAGGAUCCACACACACACAGACACUCCCCCGCAGGAUUAUGGGACGUCUCCAUGUCCUGGCAGCAGCGCUGCCGCUGCUCCUGAUUGCGGCGGCAUCCGCUGAUUCAGUAUCCAGCCAGCUGCUCACCGGCCACUCCACGCCCAUGGACAGCAGCAUGGCCCAUCAGUUCUUUGUCCUGGGCGCCGAUCAGGCCAUCCUUGCCAAUGCCACCCAAGGGUCGCGCAGCCGUCGCGACGCCACAGCCACCAGCGAGUACGAGGAUCGUGUCUACAAUGACGAUCUGUGCGAACGGGAUGUGAUCCGCAUCCGGGAUGCCAUCGACAACACAGAGGAAUGGGCACUCGAAUUUCCCGACACUUGGGGCCGCCUGCCCAUGGGCUUCUUCUGGGGCCACUCGAUCAGCAUGGGACAGUACGAGGAGUGUGUGGCAGCCACCAGCACCUACGGGGACGAGAUCCGCGGACAGUACUGCCUGGCCAGCCUGAACAUUACCCUCUUCUACAAGGAUGUCAAGAAGCGUGGCGAAGAGUUCAAAGCGUCUCGCAUCAGCUACAGGCAGACCGAUCCCCAGGUCUUUGAGCUUGGCAUCUGCGUGCCCAGCACCUGCAGCCCCGCAAAAACGGAGACUCUGCUCAAGAACGUGAUCACGCACUUCUAUGGCAACGAUGUGGUUGAUUUUUCAUACAACAUGGUCACCGAAGCCCGAUGCAAGUACGAUGCACCCAUCCAGCUGCGCGGAAUUGAUAUAUUUGCCAUCAUCUUCUUCUCGCUGAUUGUGUUCUUUAUGGUUGCCAGCAGUGUCUACGACUACGUGCAGACACGCAAAAAGGCUCCCAAGAAGCCGCUGCUGAUUGCGUUCUCGGUGCUGCACAAUGCGCCCAAGAUCUUUACGGUGCGGCAGGUGAACAACCCGAAUGUGAUCCACUGCCUGAACGGUCUGCGCUGCUUCAGCAUGAUGUGGGUGGUGUUCGGGCACGGCUACAUGACCUUCUACGACCUGCCGCACAUCAAUCGGAACAAGUUCUACACGUGGGUGGAGACACCCUACUCGAUGCUCGUUCAGAACGGCUCCCUCUGCGUGGACACGUUCUUCUUCAUGUCCGGCCUGCUGAUGUGCUGGGGCGCCUUCCGUGAGCUGGAGCGCACCAAGGGCAAGCUGAACAUACCCAUGAUGUACUUCCAUCGCUACAUUCGCCUCACACCCGUGGUGGCCGUGGUGGUGCUCUACAUUAUGUCGCUGUACAAGUACUCCGGCGAGGGCCCGAUGUGGUUCAAGCUGGGCACCCAGGACAAGCGCUGCGAGGACUCCUGGUGGGCCACGCUCCUCUACAUUCAGAACUAUGCCUAUCCCUAUCACAUUUGCGUGUCACAAUCCUGGUAUCUGGCCGUCGAUACGCAGCUGUACUUCCUGUCGCCGCUAUUCCUCAUUCCGCUGUGGAAGUGGGGCAAGAAGGCGCUCAUACCCAUCUCGAUCUUUGGUCUGAUUUGCCUGGGCGGCACCUUUGCCACCUUCAUGGUAAAGGACUUUACGCUCUUCCGCGUGCAGGACGAGCACGUGGAUCUGCGCCAAAAGAUGACCUACUAUCCGACGCACACGCGCAUUCCCACGUGGCUGAUUGGCGUCAUCUUCGGCUACUUCCUGUUCACGCGCAACCGCGGACGCCAGAUCCCGCUGGCCAAGACCUGGGUGGUCAUUGGCUGGACAGUGGCUUUCGGCACCAUGCUGGCCGAUCUGUGGGGCCCCUACUGGCGCAUCCUGCCCGACACCCCCGACUCGCCGCUCAUCGAGGGCGCCUUCUUCGAGCCCCUCAGCCGCACCUCGUGGGCCCUGUCCAUCGGCUGGAUCGUGUGGGCCUGCUACAACGGCCAUGGCGGCCUCAUCAACGACUUCCUCUCCUGGAGCUUCUUCACCGGCUUCAGCCGUCUCACCUACUGCAUGUACGUCAUCCAUCGCAUUGUCCAGCUGGUGAACGCUGCCCGCCUCCAGACCGACACUCACUUCUCCAACUACGAUGCGAUCCUCCGCUGGUGGCAUGACUUUGGCAUUACCCUGACCGCCUCCAUAUUCGCGACACUGGCCUUUGAGGCACCCAUUCUGGGCAUCGAGAAGGCCAUCUUUGGUGGCUCCAAGCCGGCGCCCAAGAAGCCCUCGCCCGGCGAUCUAGCCAAGAGUGCGCCCACAGAGGUCAAGGAGGCCGAGCAGCCUGUUGCUGCUGCCCCUGCCACAGUGGAGACUCAGGCGGAGAUCACGCCCUCGCCCGGCAGCACCGCCGAGGAGCCAUCAAAGGUUUAGGCUCUAGACCUACGGUGAACACGAACAGCUAAACCUA